Raphanus sativus (radish) is the source of this 1851-nucleotide messenger RNA. RefSeq lists its product as uncharacterized. NCBI's taxonomy places the organism in Eukaryota, Viridiplantae, Streptophyta, Magnoliopsida, Brassicales, Brassicaceae. Bases 1 to 1851 code for a protein of 616 amino acids. The record is from RefSeq and is a predicted model, not a curated record. The transcript is spliced from 2 exons.
AUGGCAAUUAUUAGUUUGGAUUAUCUCAAGCCUCCGGACAGUGAGAUUGAAGGUCAUCUUCUUCGUGACGACUGUAACGGCAGUGACGGCGAGCAAUCCAACACUCCUCCUGCAACCACCGUUCAAUCAACCGCUGGGAAUCUCCUUCCUGUUGCUUCGUCCAUCUCCCAUGACCUCAACUCCAUAGUUGAAGCAUCGUCACCCGAGGUGGAUGUCGGGGAACUGUCUUAUAAUCCACCAAAUGCUUUCGUUCCAUCGAUUGGAGCAUGGGCCAAACCUCUCGCGUUCUCACCACCUACUACUCCUCCAACACCAGCAACGCCGCUGGACUUUGACCCGCAGUACCUUAACAACUUACUUGACUCUUUCUGGCCGUCGAUAACUGAUGGUAUUGGGCAAAACCAGAAAAAAAGAGAUCAAAAAACUGCUAUAAGAGAGUUUCCACGCAUCCCAGUUCCAAAGAUCCCGGUUCCGGAACUUAAGGAUGAUGGAACACUAAGGUUUCCAUGGGCUGCCAGAAUGAAUCCUGCCACCAGAAACCUGUAUCGAGCAGCUAAACCUACCUUCCGGCUUGAUGGAACACCCCAGGUUACCAUUCCUUCUCAAGUUCUUAGUUUAGGACCAGAGAAUAAAAGAGAGUAUGUCAUCGGUCAGUUCCAUCGUUGUUCUCUUCCUCCUGGAGGUUUAAUUCAUGCUGUAGUUAAUAGAUUGUGGGGAAGAAGUUGCAGAAUAGGGUGUCGUAAGCUUAGCGAGUCAUCUUAUUUGUUUCACAUUCCUCAUGAUGCAACACGAGACUGGGUAAUUCAGAGAAGUGUAUGGCAUGUUGAUGAUUGUUUGCUAUUUGUUUCGCCGUGGAAGCCAGCAAACUCACUUAAGGUCCCUGAAGUUUCUACUAUCCCGGUUUGGGUAAACUUAAAAAAUGUUCCGGAUUGUUGCUACUCAAGAUUAGGUCUGAGUCAUGUGGCAUCAGGACUUGGUGAGCCUAUGCAAACGCAUAAACCUCGCCUUGAUCCGACUACUUUGGGAGAAGCAAAGCUGUUAGUCGAAGUAGAACUUGACAAGCCUUUCCCUAAGCAAAUUGCUUUGGAUGACAAACAAGGUAAUAUAUUUUUGGUGGAUGUUGAGUACACAAGGAUUCCGAGUAUAUGUGGUAGAUGUGGGCACUUAGGACAUAAAGAGAAAAGAUGUCUUCUACCAGCAGUUCAGAAUGUGGAAACAACUUCAGUGGAGAAGAUUGUGUCUAAUGAAGCAUCAGAGGUUGAACCUGAAAGGGAACAAGCUCAGUCCAAUGUUGCAUCAGAUCAAGUGGAGGUACAAAUGGAAAAUUCAGAAGCAAGUUUGGUUGUAGCUGAAAAAGCAAAAGGUGAUCAGAUUAUAGAACCCACUACAGAGGCCGAAAUUGAACAACUGCAAUCACAAAAGAGUGUUGAGCUGAAGGCUCUUUCAACACCGUCAAACUUGCCCACCCACUCUAAGGUAACAAUAGCCAUUGGCUCCAACUCUCACUCCACUUCACCACCAUUAUCAGGUACUGUUCCUGAUCCGGCUCAAACUAUUAUUAUGGAAGAAAUUCCAUCACCUAUUAUUGUUUCCGAGACCCGUUUGGAAUUGGGAAACAAUCCGUUGGCAUUUAUCCGCACACCUACACAUGGCAGCCCUUUUCACUAUCAAACUGAGCUAAAUGUGCAGGAUGAUGGAGAUGGGUUUAUGAGUGAUGCUACGGCAAAUCUUAACAUGUCAAGGGGUGGGAGGCCAAUAAAACCACUUCAAAAGUAUCAAGAUAUGGAAUGGAAUACGAUACGAGGGAAAGGUAAACGAGGUCGUAGAGGCCGUGGUUACCAUACUCCUUAG